Aspergillus saccharolyticus JOP 1030-1 is the source of this 1675-nucleotide messenger RNA. RefSeq names its product glutamate decarboxylase. The transcript is spliced from 5 exons. Gene Ontology annotation, molecular function: pyridoxal phosphate binding; glutamate decarboxylase activity. Bases 27 to 1556 code for a protein of 509 amino acids. Gene Ontology annotation, biological process: L-glutamate catabolic process. Gene Ontology annotation, cellular component: cytosol. The record is from RefSeq and is a predicted model, not a curated record. Lineage: Eukaryota; Fungi; Ascomycota; Eurotiomycetes; Eurotiales; Aspergillaceae.
CUCAUCCCGCUGUGCAACAGGCAAAAAUGGUUCACCUUUCGUCAGUCGCCAAAGAAUCGCACGCUCAUCGCCACCGGCGCGAGAAGCGUGAAGCCCAGGCAUCGGAGGCGGCGCCCUAUGUCUAUGGGUCUCACUAUGCGGUCGAGGAGCUUCCCGAGCAUGCCAUGUCAGAGCAUGAGAUGCCGGCAAGUGUUGCGUACCGAAUGAUCAAGGACGAGCUGAGUCUUGAUGGCAACCCGCUGCUCAACCUGGCGAGCUUUGUCACCACCUACAUGGAAGACGAAGUUCAAACCCUCAUGUCUGACGCGAUGAGCAAGAACUUCAUCGAUUACGAGCAGUACCCGCAAUCCGCACACAUACAGAACCGCUGUGUCAACAUGAUCGCUGGUCUUCUCAAUGCACCGACGACAGGACAAGAGGGCUCGGAACAAGACGCCCUCGGCACCUCUACGGUUGGAUCGUCGGAAGCGAUCAUGCUCGCCAUGCUAGCGAUGAAGAAGCGAUGGCAGAACCAACGGAAAGCAGCCGGGAAGGACUGGUCGCGUCCAAACAUCAUCAUGAACAGUGCGGUACAGGUAUGCUGGGAGAAAGCCGCCCGGUAUUUCGAGGUCGAGGAGAAGUACGUCUACUGCACCGAGACACGAUACGUCAUCGACCCGGAGGCUGCCGUCGAGAUGGUGGAUGAAAACACGGUCGGCAUCUGCGCCAUCCUGGGCACCACCUACACGGGCCAGUAUGAGGAUAUCAAAGCCAUCAAUGAUCUGCUUGUAGCCAGAAAUAUCGAUUGUCCGAUCCAUGUAGAUGCUGCAAGUGGCGGGUUUGUCGCUCCCUUCGUGAGGCCAGAGUUGGAAUGGGACUUUCGAUUGGAGAAAGUGGUCUCGAUCAAUGUCUCAGGACAUAAAUAUGGAUUGGUAUAUCCUGGAGUCGGGUGGGUCUUCUGGCGUGCCCCGGAGUAUCUGCCCAAGGAGUUGAUCUUCAACAUCAACUAUCUUGGGGCCGAUCAAGCCAGCUUUACUUUAAAUUUCUCCAAGGGAGCCUCGCAUGUCAUUGGUCAAUACUACCAGUUGAUCCGAUUGGGGAAGCAGGGUUAUCGAUCCAUUAUGACCAACUUGACUCAGAUUGCCGACUACCUGGCCUCGGAGCUCGGAAAACUCGGCUUCAUCAUCAUGAGUGAGGGCAACGGUCGCGGACUCCCACUGGUGGCCUACCGAUUGCCCGAAGAGGAGGGACGUCUUUGGGAUGAGUUUUCUCUGGCUCACGUACUGCGUCGUCGAGGAUGGGUGAUUCCAGCUUACACGAUGGCACCCAACUGUAACCAGUUGAAGAUGAUGCGGAUCGUGCUGCGGGAGGAUUUCAGUCUACACCGCUGUAACCUGCUGGUUGAAGACAUUCGCCAGGCAAUGAAGUCGCUCGAGGAAAUGGAUGAGACGAUGGUAAACCGGUACAGCACGUAUAUUCAGACCCACGCGACUCGCGGGCCCCAGGGACAUCCAGUCUACAAGGAUGAGAAACAUUCACUCCAAGGGAAGACCGGGAAAACCCAUGCUGUUUGUUGAGUGGAUCAUUGGGCUCUGUUCGCUAAUUAAGCUUUGCGACCGGUGACAAGUCAGAGAGUGAUAUACUACAGCUUCGUAUUUGUCAUUAAGGAGUAAUGCAGUCCACAACAAGUUACCAG